AUGGAAGAUACAACACAAUUACUUCCUAUCCUUGCAGUACAUUUUCACAAUGAUCUUGGACUUGCUACUGCCAACACCUUAGCUGGAAUUUAUGUAGGGGUAAGACAAGUAGAUGUAACCAUCAAUGGUAUUGGUGAAAGAGCCGGAAAUGCUUCUCUAGAAGAGAUAGUAAUGGCCAUAAAAUGUCGUGGAGAGGAAGUACUAGGUGGUGUCUAUACUGGGAUUAAUACAAAACAUAUAUUCACAACAAGCAACAUGAUAUCUAAAAUAAGAAAAUCUACUAAAAAUAUUACUGAUGGAAUAUUAAAGAACAAAGGUACAUAUGAAUUUGUAUCUGCUGAAGAUGUUGGAUUUAUUCGUGCUAGUGAACACGGUAUUAGAUUGGGAAAACUCAGUGGACGUCAUGCAUUGAAAAUCAAAAUCCUUGAGCUUGGAUAUAAUUUUGAGGAAAAACAACUUGAGGACCUCUUUUGGAGAUUCAAGUCAAUGGCUGGGAGGAAAAAGAAUAUAACAGAUGAUGAUUUAAGAGCACUCAUAUUAGAUGAAACUAUCGUACCUCAAAUUGCUUGACAACUUGGAGAUACAUGUCACCUAUUGAUGGAAGA
Molecule: messenger RNA, 605 nt
Organism: Solanum stenotomum
Lineage: Eukaryota; Viridiplantae; Streptophyta; Magnoliopsida; Solanales; Solanaceae
Product: 2-isopropylmalate synthase A-like
Exons: 8
Coding region: 1-570 (189 amino acids)
Biological process (GO): L-leucine biosynthetic process
Cellular component (GO): chloroplast
Molecular function (GO): 2-isopropylmalate synthase activity
Source: RefSeq, a predicted model, not a curated record